UGAGGGGGCCAGUUGCUGGUGGAGGAAGACGCCCGAGAACGACUUCUGGGCGCCCAUUCCGAGUGGUCAGCUCUUUCCCCACCUGCUUUAUCCCGGUCUGGGAGUCUAUGUACCCACUUGGGAGCGCGCCUCUGUGAGCGCGCCCUGAAACCCACCCUGGAGUCUAAUGCGGAGACCGAAUUGGAGCCUCCCAUGGCCUCCCGUAGCCUCCGGGAUCCCCCUGUCUCCAACCCAGAGAGCGACACGGGGGACGAGGGCGUGCGCGGCACCUGCGAUGACGCCUCAUUGUGCAAGAGGUUUGCUGUAAGUAUUGGCUACUGGCAUGACCCUUAUAUUCAGUAUUUUGUGAGACUGUCAAAAGAAAGGAAGGCACCUGAAAUUAAUAGAGGAUACUUUGCUCGGGUUCAUGGUGUCAAUCAGCUGCUAAAGGCUUUUCUAAAGAAGACAGAAUGCAAUUGUCAAGUUAUAAAUCUUGGUGCUGGUAUGGAUACUACAUUCUGGAAAUUAAAGGAUGAAAAUCUUCUACCAAAAAAAUAUUUUGAAGUUGAUUUUCCAAUGAUAGUCACAAGAAAACUAUAUAAUAUCAAAACCAAAUCUUCUCUAUCAAAACCAAUCCAGGAAUUAAAUUCAGAAGAAUCUUUUCUACUAGAUGGACAUGUCUUGGAUUCAAAUAGAUUUGCCAUUGUGGGAGCAGAUCUCAGAGACUUAACCAGCUUGGAAGAGAAACUAAAGAAAUGUAACAUGAAUACACAAUUACCAACUCUGCUGAUAGCAGAAUGUGUACUGGUUUACAUGACACCGGAGCAGUCAGCAAGUCUUUUAAAAUGGGCAGCCAACAGCUUUGAAACAGCGAUGUUCAUAAACUACGAACAGGUUAAUAUGGAUGAUAAGUUUGGGCAGAUCAUGGUUGAGAACCUUCGUAGGCGUCAGUGUGACCUGGCUGGAGUUGAAACCUGCAAAUCUUUAGACUCUCAGAAACAACGUCUGCUGUCAAAUGGGUGGGAGAAAGCUUCUGCCAUUGACAUGAUGGAGUUAUAUAGCAGUCUACCCCGAGCUGAAGUGAGCAGAAUAGAAGCGCUUGAAUUCCUUGAUGAAAUGGAACUUCUUGAGCAGCUUAUGCAGCAUUACUGUCUUUGUUGGGCAACAAAAGGUGGAAACAACCUAGGUCUCAAGGACAUUACUUACUAUUAAUUUUUUUGGAGAAAUUGUUGAAUCAGAAGCCAAAGCUACAUUUCCUUCCAUGGAAGAAAUGCUUUAGCGCUUCCUACAGUGAAAGAACAGUGCAUGUACACAUCUCCCUCUCUUCAGUGUCUCCCACACUCCCAAAAGACUCAAGUAACCAGUGUUGCUGGAGAUGUUUCCUGGUGGUUUAUUGUGUUAAUAAAUCUCUAUUGCCUUUA
Antechinus flavipes (yellow-footed antechinus) is the source of this 1400-nucleotide messenger RNA. It is a transcript of the gene LCMT1, whose product is annotated as leucine carboxyl methyltransferase 1. Bases 193 to 1191 code for a protein of 332 amino acids. Gene Ontology annotation, cellular component: cytosol. The transcript is spliced from 11 exons. Lineage: Eukaryota; Metazoa; Chordata; Mammalia; Dasyuromorphia; Dasyuridae. Gene Ontology annotation, biological process: C-terminal protein methylation. The record is from RefSeq and is a predicted model, not a curated record. Gene Ontology annotation, molecular function: protein C-terminal leucine carboxyl O-methyltransferase activity.